AUGGGUCUUUGCUCGCUCGAUGUUUCAACAGAAAAUGAUUUUUCGACCCAACGACCAUUCUGGGUUAUCGCAGUUGGCUCUCUGCGUGAGGAUGUUCGCGCCGAGUGUCGAGUGGCUCCCCGAGUUCGAUCCCCAUCUCGCGAAAAGUCGAGGGCAGCAUUUGCUCAGCAUGAAAUACGCUGCCUCCCACGUGUUCGUCAUCCUCGGCUCCUAAGGCUCAUCGCCUUUCUAAAAAUUGAUUUUCCAGGCUUUUUCACAGGGUUAGCUUAUGGGCUAGCAGGUACAAAAGCAUGGCUCACAAUCACAAUCACGCUGCAUGAAAAAUUGGAUUUUAAGUUCGAGAGAAAAGGUCGCAACCUUCGAUGCCUGCCAGACGACGUAGGAACAUGCGGUCUUCCCGAGGUCGAUGCACGUAAGAAGAUGAGAGAGAUGAGGGUCGACGGCGAAGGCGAUGAAGACGAGAGACUAGAACCUCUCUAUGUUUCUUUCCACGAUGAAGAAUGGGGAGUUCCUGUGCAUGAUGACCGGAAGCUCUUUGAGCUGCUGGUGUUGGCAAUGGCAUUUGCUGAACUAAGGUGGCCCGUUAUUCUUAGAAAAAGAAUGAUAGGAUACAUUGUUUUUAACUUAUACAGGAAAAUAUUUGUCAAUUUUGACCCUCAAUCUGUUGCAAAGUUUGAUGAGAAAAAGCUAAUUACAAUCAAAACUAGUGGCAACACUUUGCUAUCUGAACAGAAAAUGUGUGCAGUUGUCGAGAAUGCAAAGCAUAUGCUUAAGGUCAUUGAGGAAUUUGGAUCAUUCAAUCACUACUUUUGGAGCUUUGUGAAUCACAAACCAAUUCUAAAUGGAUUUAGAUACACACGUCAAGUACCAGUUAAGUCUCCAAAAGCUGAGAACAUAAGCAAGGACUUAAUGCAAUGAGGCUUCCUUGUUGGCCGAACUGUUAUUUAUUCAUUCAUGCAAGCAUCAUUCAUUGUUAAUCAUCAUCUAACAAGUUGCUUCAGAUUUCAAGGUUGCAUCUCAUCACAUGCCAAAGAGUUCAAACCAGCAAACCAUGCGACACUGAGAGAUGAUGAGUAA
This is a messenger RNA of Dioscorea cayenensis subsp. rotundata (Guinea yam), 1077 nucleotides long. Its product is annotated as probable GMP synthase [glutamine-hydrolyzing]. Gene Ontology annotation, biological process: base-excision repair. NCBI's taxonomy places the organism in Eukaryota, Viridiplantae, Streptophyta, Magnoliopsida, Dioscoreales, Dioscoreaceae. The record is from RefSeq and is a predicted model, not a curated record. Gene Ontology annotation, molecular function: DNA-3-methyladenine glycosylase activity.